Molecule: messenger RNA, 854 nt
Organism: Varroa destructor (honeybee mite)
Lineage: Eukaryota; Metazoa; Arthropoda; Arachnida; Mesostigmata; Varroidae
Source: RefSeq, a predicted model, not a curated record
CUCGUAGUCCACAGCAACUACGACCGCGACACGAUGCAGUCGUUUUUCCGAUCCUAUCUUCUUAUAUCAAGAUCCGUUUUGAUUGGGGCGCUGAUCUUCCUUUCAACGGUUCCUGUACUUCCUACAGAAGCGCGACUACUUCCGACAGUCAAGGUGUGUAACGUGGAUGAAUUCUAUGAUGCUAUGACAAUUGCCUGUUCGUUCCCACCCAUCCAAGCGCACAAAAGGGCCGAUUAUGAUGACUCUGUGGAGAGGAACAACAUGGAUCUGGAGUCGUUUUCCGAGCAAUGUUGCCAAAAACAGUGCUCCAUCGGCGUUUUUAUGCACCUCUGCAAUAAACACGACCUCCGUCGAAAAUAACUGAAUUCCGACGUUCAAACAACGAACUACACCCAUAAAAUCAUCGAAUUUCGGAAUGCUCCGUACUUCCGAAGAGUAGUCUUUAAAAUUAGAUAGCUUGCAUGUUAGGGUUAUUUUUUAUAUGCCUAGUCAUGAUAGAUAAAUUUUCGCACGGGAGCUAUAUAAAACAAUUUUUCAUGAAAAGUCACCCCAACGUUCAUGGCUGUGAGAUCGUAGUGCUAUGAGCAUUUUUAUCACCAAAAUGACUAAUUUGGUUGUGAUCUUGAUCAAUUGUAAUUCUGUUUGUUAGAGGUUACAGUAUGGCUUAAGUUGGAUUCCUCUGUCGUCGUAUGGGAUCACCGAUUUCGUUUUUCCACGGAGCAGCAUCUAUAACAUAGCAUUAUUUAUCUAAGCGAUUGUUUACAAAAGAUGCCGGAAUUGUCCAUGUUCGUCUUGAUAAUUACGGAAGGCCUCCAUAGGUACGGUCAUUAAUGAUUUCAAUAAAGCAAUUUAUC